AUGAGCAGAAGGAGAUUCAGGCCUUCUCAAGAUGGAGGCACCAGCUCCUAUGGCACAGAGUGCCCCACUCCGAUGGAGAUAGAUCCAGAUCCUGAAAAGCUCACAAAAAGUCACCUACAGCUGGCACUGGAUGCACUGUCACAGAAAUUGAUUACAACUUGGCCGCAUUCAAUGGACUCAUUAAGGAAAGAUGUUCAAGAACUGUGCAAAAGGAUAUCACAUGGUGAAUCUAAAAUGGAGGACUUUGCCUCGGCAUAUAACGAUCUGGCCACACAUGUGGAACAGAUCGAACAAAAGCUCACCGCUACUGAAUUGAAACUAACUAACCUGGAGGAUAGGGCGCGCAGAAAUAAUUUGUGCCUCAGAGGGAUACCAGAAUCAAUACUACCAGAAAACCUACAAACCUAUGUUAGAGGUCUCCUUCAUGCAUAUGUCCCAGAGAUACCAGCGGAUAUGUUACUCAUAGAUAGAGUGCAUCGGCUUCCAAGGCCAAGAUUCUUGCCUGAAACAGCACUCCGAGAUGUCUUGAUGCAUAUUCAUUAA
Molecule: messenger RNA, 543 nt
Organism: Pelobates cultripes (western spadefoot toad)
Lineage: Eukaryota; Metazoa; Chordata; Amphibia; Anura; Pelobatidae
Source: the annotation of a GenBank genome assembly